AUGAAGGGCGCAAUACCGACCACACAAAUCGCCGCGGUCAUCGAGAAUCCCGGCCCAAAGGGAACAGUCCGAAUCACUAAUACACACCCCGUCGAGACUCCAAACAGGAACCAGGUCCUCGUGAAGCUAGCAUUCAGCGGUAUAUGUGGAUCAGAAGUUCGAGCCCUCCUUGGCUGGGGCAAAUACAAGCCAGUCGUAGGCCACGAAGGCAUCGGCACAGUCGUCCAAGCAGGCGAAGGUGUCUCAGAAUCACUGCUCGGCCAGAGAGUAGGCGUCAAAUGGCUUCACAGCGCAUGCAGCCAAUGUUCUCACUGCAAAACCUCCUCUUCAAAUCACUGCGUAGCGCCCGUCUUUACUGGACUCCACGUUCAAGGGACUCUACAGCAAUACGUCGUCGCCGAUGCACGAUAUCUCACGAGGAUUUCUGAUGCCUUAGCUGGCGAACUGGCUGCUCCUCUGCUGUGCGCAGGCUUGACCAUGGCGGGCGGAAUUGCGGCACUGGACCGGCAUAUUCCAACCGAUGGCUGGGUCGUAAUAUCAGGUUCUGGCGGUGGCCUAGGACAUAUAGGAGUCCAAAUGGCCAGCAGGCUGAGAGCCUAUAGGGUUAUUGCCGUCGAUUCGGGGGCGUCAAAGCGCGAGCUCAGCCUCCAAUGCGGCGCCAAAGCCUUUAUCGACUUUGAGGCGGAGGAUGUCGAGCAGAGGGUGAAGGAGAUCACUGGCGAAGGAGCUCAUGCUUGCCUUAUUGUAUCCGGAUCCGAAACUGCGUUUGAACUUGCGCCAAAGUUGGUUCGCAACACAGGAUUAUUGGCGGUCAUCGGCCUGCCACCUGCUACGUUCAAUUUCCCCUUGGCAGCCAGCGUAUAUGCUGCAAAAGCACUCACCGUCACGGGAAUCAUGGUAGGGAAUGAGCAGCAGAUGGACGACCUUCUUCAGCAAGCAGUCGCGGGCAUUAUCAAGCCGGACAUACAGGUUGAAGAGUUCUCUCAAGUCCCGCAGAUUUUUGACAUGCUCAAGGACAAUCAGGUAACUGGGAGGAUAGUGGUGAAGAUUCCAGAGUAA
Molecule: messenger RNA, 1059 nt
Organism: Trichoderma citrinoviride
Lineage: Eukaryota; Fungi; Ascomycota; Sordariomycetes; Hypocreales; Hypocreaceae
Product: GroES-like protein
Exons: 3
Coding region: 1-1059 (352 amino acids)
Molecular function (GO): oxidoreductase activity; zinc ion binding
Source: RefSeq, a predicted model, not a curated record